AUGACCACUCAAGACGGUUGCCACUAUCAUAUCAAUGAGGGUCUCACCCAUGGAGUCCCGUCCCGGGCUAAGAUAUACCCAGCGGAAAGACUUGCCCAAGGCCAGCAGACACUGGAUACGAUAGUGAUUGGCGCUGGAUAUGCUGGGCUGAUAGCUGCUCGAAACCUCGCCCUUCAAGGCAAACGGGUUGUCCUCCUCGAGGCAAGAGACAGGAUUGGCGGACGCACAUUCACAAGCGACAUCGAUGGUUACGGGUACGAGAUGGGCGGGAAUUGGAUCCACUGGGGCCAGCCGCACGUCUAUGCCGAAGUGUCUCGCUACUCCAUGGCCAACGAGCUCGUUUCGUCCCAAGAUUACACGUAUGAAGAAGGCAAUUAUUGCUCUACUAUGAUCCAUGGGGUUGGAGGGCGGCUAACUCACCAAGAAGAGGAACAUAUUGGCGAGACCGCUAUGUCUAUCUUUUGCAACGUGGAUGGGCAAGACGGCCGCGGGGUCGUCCCUUUCCCGCACAACGCGACACACAAUGCCGAAGCCUUUGCCACUUGGGACAAGGUCUCUUGUCAGGAUCGCCUCGACCAGAUCAAGGACAAGCUCUCUCCGCUGCAGCUUGCUUUCCUUACAUCGACCCUCAUGCACAUUUCCGGAGCCAACAACGAGGACGUGAGUGUUGCCGAAUUGCUUCGCUGGUGGGCACUAUGCGACUAUCGAAACAGCGGCAUCACCGAUUAUGGACUCUUGUACAAGCUCAAAUGCGGACAGACCGGCUUGGCCAAGGCCAUCUUUAACGAGGGCGUCCUGCUCGGGAACCUGCAGUACAAGUUCUCGGCCCCGGUGGUCACCAUUCGAGACGAAGGGGCCAGUGUAGAGGUGACCACAAGAGGCGGCCAACAAUUCCGCGCGAAGACGGUGAUCAGCACGAUUCCGCUUAACGUCCUCUCCAGCAUCCAAUUCACACCCCCUCUACCCACGGGCAAGGUCUUGGCUGCCCGACAGGGUCACGUCAAUAAGGCUACAAAAACGCACUUCGAAGUCGAGGGUACAGCUAUGCGAUCAUGGUCUGGCGUUGCCUACCCGAGCAAGGGCCAGAUGUAUCUGUACGGAGAUGGUCUGACACCGGCCGGCAAUACUCACAUCAUCGCCUUCGGGCCUGAUCCCGAGCUUCUUGCCGGCAAGGACGUCGAGAAGAUAAAGGGUGCACUCACCCAUGUCAAAGACGCAGAGGUCAAGCGCAUAGUAUUCCAUGACUGGAACCAGGACGAGUUCUCUCAGGGAACUUGGGCAGUAUACCCACCUAACUUUGCCACCAAGUACCUGGACAAUCUUCAGAAGCCCGUUGGAAGAAUUCACUUCGCAAGCGCGGAUUGGGCGGAGGGAUGGCGUGGAUUCAUUGACGGGGCUAUUGAGCAAGGCGUUCGUGCCUCUCUUGCCGUAUCCAAGGAACUAGCAUCGCACAGGGCGGCCCCGAAGCGGUCGCACCUUUGA
Fusarium graminearum PH-1 is the source of this 1482-nucleotide messenger RNA. RefSeq lists its product as uncharacterized. Lineage: Eukaryota; Fungi; Ascomycota; Sordariomycetes; Hypocreales; Nectriaceae. The transcript has 4 exons. Gene Ontology annotation, molecular function: oxidoreductase activity. The coding region runs from base 1 to 1482 and encodes 493 amino acids. The record is from RefSeq and is a predicted model, not a curated record.